AUGUGUGAGUUGGAUGUGAGUGGGAACAACUUGCAUGAAGCAAGAGAAGGUAUCUCCCAAAGAAGAGUGCUUUUGACUAGUGACCUCACUUGCAGUGAGGGGCUUACCCUUUCGGGGGUUGAAGCCUUUUGUCCCCCGGAUAAUAGCAUGUGUUCUGCUGACCUGCAUUGCUUUUACGGCUGGAUAGUAGCAAUCAAAAAGUCCCAAAGAUUGGACCAAGAACAAAGGGGUCACUUUAUAAAUGAAAUGGUAAUUCUUGCACAAAUUAAUCACCCAAAUGUGGUGCAACUUUGGGGAUGUUGUCUGGAAACUGAUAUCCCAAUGCUAAUUUAUGAAUUUGUUUCUAAUGAGACCUUCUAUCGUCACAUUCAUAAUAGAACAAGUGGGAAAGGGAGAUUGUCAUGGGAUAGUCGUUUAAGGAUAGCACAUGAAUCAGCUGGUGCACUCGCUUAUCUUCACACAGAUGCUAGAAUGUCCAUCAUACAUAGAGACGUGAAAUCUACUAACAUAUUGUUGGAUGACAAUUACACCGCAAAAAUUGCAGAUUUUGGUGCUUCAAGGCUAGUCCCACUGGGUCAUGAUCAAGUCAGUACGCUAGUUCAAGGGACCAUCGGAUACUUGGAUCCUGAAUACUUUCAUACCGGUCAGCUAACUGGCAAGAGUGAUGUAGAAGAGGUUUAG
Helianthus annuus (common sunflower) is the source of this 681-nucleotide messenger RNA. Its product is annotated as wall-associated receptor kinase 5. Gene Ontology annotation, biological process: cell surface receptor signaling pathway; protein phosphorylation. The transcript is spliced from 3 exons. Lineage: Eukaryota; Viridiplantae; Streptophyta; Magnoliopsida; Asterales; Asteraceae. Bases 1 to 681 code for a protein of 226 amino acids. Gene Ontology annotation, cellular component: plasma membrane. Gene Ontology annotation, molecular function: ATP binding; protein serine/threonine kinase activity. The record is from RefSeq and is a predicted model, not a curated record.